AUGGCAGACUCCGUCGACUCUAUUGUCAAAGGGGCGCCGCAGCCCAGCGCCAACGCCAAACCGCCGCCAACGGGGACGAGCCCAAUAGGUUCCGUCAAACCGGGCGACCCACUGAACCACACACCGAGCUCGCCUUCUAUGAUCUAUCUCAACAUGCUGAUCCUCGAGGCGUCGCUGCGCGCCCAAUAUCUCGACCUGCGUACGCGUCGGCGCAAACAUACGUUCUUCCUUAGCUUGCUUUCCGUCUGGCUGCUGGUAUUCGGAUAUGGGCUCUUUUUCGCGCCCCGCGAGGAUGGCAAUGGUGUGGGAGGGUCGGUAUACUGGGUUGUAGACAUGACGGAGAAAGUGUGUUUCAUCAGUGGCGUUGUAACAGCCCUUUUGGUAUGGGGCACGGGCAUAUGGGAUCGUGGUAUACGAUGGCCGCGAAGAUGGUUUGGCAUAUCCAACAGGGGCUUGCGAGGGUUCAACUGCAAAUUAGUUAUCAUCAAGAGGCACUGGUGGGUCGAGGUGGUCUCAACCAUCGGCUUCUUCUUUACAUACGGCGCAUUCUCCGGCACGGCAGGCCAGUAUCGGUUCGUGGAUCCGUCGAUUCUUCGUGAAGUUGAGAAAGAACUCAACUUGACGCACCGAGAACAUCCGCCACUUCCUUUCGCCAACACCGAUGAAGAGAAAGGAGGCCACGAGGAAGAUCUUGCACCCGGGGGAGACUAUGUCAAGCUCCUAUUGCUGGCGAAGCCAUUCUCGCCGACAUUCCGGGAGAACUGGGAACUGUACAGAAGCGAGUACUGGGAACGGGAGAACGAGCGUAGGGCCUUGCUACGUAAAAAGCUACGACAGCGCGACAGAGAAAUCGCGAAACGGCAGAGUCGCUGGUUCUGGUGGCUUCCGGGACGGCGACGCGUGGAAGCAAAAUUGCAUGUCACUUUACCUGGCGACGAGAAGACACUACACCAUCGACCCUCGCAGAUUCUCAAGGACCACAAGCGAGCAAGGAGCGGCAGUGUCCGUCGCGGCAGCACAUCGGCAGGCUCGUCACGCAGUCCCACGCCUACGAUUGAGGUGGAGGACUGUUUUUUCAGCAGGAAAGCCAGCACUGCAUCCAACUCGUCAGAUAAAAGGCGCAAGAAGCAGGGCUCGACGAGAACCAAGCGUCCAGGUGAUUCGCGAUCUUUAACGCCGGAUUUCCCGUCACCACUUGCUAGAGAAAGCAAUAUCAGCACGUCUGGGCGCCCCAGCGUAUCGCCUUAG
Molecule: messenger RNA, 1248 nt
Organism: Pseudomassariella vexata
Lineage: Eukaryota; Fungi; Ascomycota; Sordariomycetes; Amphisphaeriales; Pseudomassariaceae
Product: Spo7-like protein-domain-containing protein
Exons: 2
Coding region: 1-1248 (415 amino acids)
Biological process (GO): nuclear envelope organization
Cellular component (GO): Nem1-Spo7 phosphatase complex
Molecular function (GO): phosphoprotein phosphatase activity; protein phosphatase regulator activity
Source: RefSeq, a predicted model, not a curated record